AUGGAAGAGGGAAAUCACUCGGUGGUGACUGAGUUCAUUCUCUCAGGACUGACAGAUCGUCCGGAGCUCCAAGUCCCCAUGUUUUUGCUGUUCCUACUGAUUUAUGUUACCACUCUGAUCUGUAAUGGUGGCAUGAUCUUGUUAAUCACAAUUGACCCACAACUUCACACCCCCAUGUACUUUUUCCUCAGGACUUUGUCUUUUUGUGAUUUUUGCUGUUCCACAGUAAUAGCCCCUAAGAUGCUGCAGACUUUCUUGGCGGAGAGGAAAAGCAUUCCAUACAUUGCCUGUGCUGUGCAAAUGUAUUGCUUUCUUGUUUGUAUAGAUAUUGAGUGUCUCUUGCUGGCUGUGAUGGCGUAUGACCGUUAUGUGGCCAUCUGUAACCCACUGUUCUAUACAGUCACUAUGUCCAAGCACCGCUGUAACCUGCUGGUGGGUGGGGUGUGUUCUGUGGGGUUGGUGGAUGCGCUGAUACUCACCUGUUGUACAUUUCGGUUGUCAUUCUGCCAUUCCAAUAUCAUCAGGCAUUUCUUCUGUGGCAUCGCCCCAUUGUUGCCACUCUCCUGCUCUGACACCCACAUCAAUGAGAUUGUGAUGUUUGCUUCUACGUGUUACACUGUAGUGAUCACCAGUGUGAUUAUCCUGCUCUCCUAUGUCUGCAUCAUCUCCGCCAUCCUGCGGAUCCACUCUGCCGAGGGCCGGCGCAAAGCCUUCUCCACCUGCUCGUCUCACUUGACCGCAGUGGGCGUGUUUCAUGGCACUCUCAUUUUUAUGACUCUCCGACCGACCUCCAGCUAUUCCAUGGACACAGACAAAAUAGCCUCAUUGUUCUACACGCUGAUGAUCCCCAUGCUGAACCCCCUCAUCUACAGCCUGAGGAACCGGGAGGUGAAGGACGCUGUGAGGAAGGUAGUUAAUAAACACCUGAGGAAUUCAUGA
Messenger RNA from Pelodiscus sinensis (Chinese soft-shelled turtle), 939 nucleotides. Its product is annotated as olfactory receptor-like protein OLF2. The record is from RefSeq and is a predicted model, not a curated record. Gene Ontology annotation, molecular function: G protein-coupled receptor activity; olfactory receptor activity. NCBI's taxonomy places the organism in Eukaryota, Metazoa, Chordata, Testudines, Trionychidae. Gene Ontology annotation, cellular component: membrane. Gene Ontology annotation, biological process: G protein-coupled receptor signaling pathway.